Messenger RNA from Mycena citricolor, 2436 nucleotides. The record is from the annotation of a GenBank genome assembly. Lineage: Eukaryota; Fungi; Basidiomycota; Agaricomycetes; Agaricales; Mycenaceae.
AUGUCACUGUCCUCACGUGCCUAGUUGAAUCAGGUGACAAAUGAUCUCAAGUCAGGUGCGUGGCUGUACAGAAUCUGCCAAUCCAAAACCUGCCGCACAUGUGUGAUGUCGAUGUGAGCUGAUGACCCCUUGCUGAUCUCGACUGCCCUCAACAAGGUGGUUGAUUCUGACGGUUCGCCGCUGAGCACCACCUAGCGACAAUCACCGCCCGACGUGGGGAAGCACAUUGCCUGUGCCCAUGAGUUGAGAUGUAGGGAAAGCGGCAUCAUGGAUGCGGGCAUGGAUACAAAAAGACUGCCUCGGAUUCCGCUCUCGCACUCACACUACCCUCACGAUGCGACUCGACCCGCCCUGUGUCCUCGAUCUCUUCCCUAUACUUCCGAUUCUGCUCGCGCUGCUCGCGGCAGGCGCACACGCACAGACGAUCUCCUGGACGGGCCCGCUGAGCACGCGCGGGCGGUACGUCGUCGACGCAACCGGCAACCGCUUCAAGCUGCGCGGGGGUAACUGGCACGGCGGGAGCGGGACGUACAGUGGUAGCGGUGACUGGAAUGUCGAUGCGAACCACCACGCUGGGGAGAAUGCCCACACGAUGCCCCUCGGGCUGCAAUACGUGCCUAUCUCGCAGAUCAUCGACUCGUUCGUGGAGCUCGGUAUCAACACGAUCCGGCUCCAGUUCUCGAAUGACAUGGUCCACAACACGACCGUCGGAGACCCGAGCUGGGUCGCUGCGAAUCCACAGUUUUCGGGGAUGACUGCGCUAGAGGUUUACGAUGCGGUUGUUGACGCGCUUACUGCGCGCGGUAUCGCCGUGAUCCUCAACAACCACACGAAGACGAGCAUCUGGUGCUGCGGUGUAGACGGGAACGAGCGCUGGGACGAGAGCCAGUCGUUCGAUGCCUGGGCCGUGGAUUGGGUAAUGAUGGUGAACAGGUAUAAGGACAAUAAGCGCGUCAUAGGGGCCGAUCUGUACAAUGAGGUCCGGCGCGACAUCUUGACCGAUCCUAACUGGGGUGGAAACAACAACGCCGACUGGUGGCAGGCGUCACAACUGGUUGCAGAUCAGAUCCAUCUCGCCAAUCCCGAUAUCCUGAUCAUCGUCGAGGGCAUCAACUGGGUCGGGCUCCCUGUCGAUGGGCUUCCGCACAGCCGACCGACGCUGAUCCCCGUUGCCCAACUCUCACAUACGACGCUCGUUUCCCACAAGCUCGUGUAUUCUGCCCACUUCUACUCGUACACGGGCCCGAACCACAGCGGUGCCACAGGGAUCGGCGAAACGACGGAUCCACGCUACCGCGACUUGUCGCGCGGCGAUCUCUUCGCGGUGCUCAACUCGUCCGCCUCAUACGUCGCGCUGACGGCGGAUAUGCACUUCACCGCGCCGGUCUGGAUCAGCGAGUUCGGCAUGGAGGGCCGCGCGGACACGCUUCAAUCAGACUUCGCGUUCUGGCAGAACUUCAUCGACUACCUCGUGCAGACGGAUGCGGACUACGCGUUCUGGCCCCUCGUGGGGUACCUCAACAACGGCCAGGGCAACGGCUGGGCGCUGAUGAACUGGGACGUCAACGGGGUCCGCACGGGGCUCUUCGAUACCGCGUCCCCGGACUGGCGGGCUCCGGCGUGGACUGAGCUGAUGAACGCGUCGGGCGUGGAAGGCCCGGUCCCGUUGGUGGGGGAGUGGAACAUGCUCGCGCUCGACCAGGGCGACUUCAUCCAGUCGCUGUAUGCACGAACCCACCUUGGGGACUGGGACAACGGCGCGUCCAAGGCCAACUGCCCCGACGGCCAGCGCCUGAUCGGGCUCUCGCACGGGUCUACGCGGGGGCUGUGCACGGACAACGCCCUGGGCAAUCUUGAGGCCACGCCGCAUGCGGCCGAGGUUGUGUUCGACGAGCGGCAUGUCACCACCGACUGGGCGAGCGGGUACACCAAGUACACCUGUCCGGCCGACUACUACGUCACCGGGUGGGCGAUCCGGGGCACCAAAGUCUCGACGGUCAUGUGCACCCAGGCGAAUAUCGGCAUUUCUGGCUCCGGGCGCACGGUGUGGUUUGACAGGAGCGACAAUCGUGCAGACACGCGGGGGGGUGAUUUUGCGAGUGGGCAGUACAAGGGAAGCUGUGCCGCAUCUGAGGUCGUGGCCGGCGUGGCUUUCACGACGCGUGCGUUCAGUGAUAACGGCCCUGCAGCCAUCUACUGUGUCUAGUCUCCGUGCUCGUCGGCGGGGUCGAUCGUGCGAAGUCGUCGUGACAUUACUUCGGUAGGCAAAACCUUUACACAGAUGCUGUAUGUACUCUAUCAUUAGGGACGGUGGAAGCUCCAGAAGUGCUCCAGCAGCGCAGAGCUACUUUUCUGAGGCCACAGCAGCCUCCUCAUCCCCCUUCACUGUCGAGUCUUUGCUCUGCGUCUCAUCCAUCGUUUUUACCGCCGGGACUU